AUGUUGGCCAAAGUCUUUGUAUAUGCGCUCCUGCCCCUUGUUGCGGUGAAUGCGUUGCCCCCCCGUGGUCUCUACAACGACGUAUCCUCUUACUGGAACGAGGCCACUUCUGAAGUUGCGUCUGGAUGGGGUGCAGCAACCAGGGCUGUUGUCAGUGCAGCUUCGAGCGUCAGGAUGGAAGAAUCAGCGACUGAGCUGUACGAGUCCGCUACAGAAGUCCUCGGGCCUAGCACGAGCAAGGUUUAUGCUACCAUAACGACCAUCAGCGGGACCCCCGUAGUGGAAGUGACCUCUGUCGGCGGCAAGGCCAUCACCCUCGCGACAGGUAGUGCGAGCCACGCGAAGACCACUACAUUUGCAGGACACACGUUUGCCGUCAACUCCGCCUCGAGCCUGCAGGGCUUCGCGGUCUCGAAACCGAUGCUCGUGAGCGCGGCAGCUAUGCUGGGUAGUAUCUGCGCGGGUGCGCUUGUCGUGCUGUGA
Messenger RNA from Sparassis crispa, 483 nucleotides. RefSeq lists its product as hypothetical. The record is from RefSeq and is a predicted model, not a curated record. The transcript has 7 exons. Lineage: Eukaryota; Fungi; Basidiomycota; Agaricomycetes; Polyporales; Sparassidaceae. The coding region runs from base 1 to 483 and encodes 160 amino acids.